CUCCGUUUUCGAACUUGCAUAUAAACAAAUUGAUAUUAAUUAAAGUUUCUAGAGGAUGUCGAGGCGUGGACUGUUGUUGAUGGGCCAAUGCAUGCCCUGCAUCAAGCAAAAUGCCUCCAAGAUACGCAUACGCCGCAUGGAACUGGACAAGAAUCUGAAUAUGUACUUUAAAAAGGACGACUUUUACUUUGCCCACGAUCCGCAAAAGGUGUGCAAGACCGGCGACGUGGUCCUGAUACGAGAGCUGCCCGAGCGCAUGACCCGCCUCAUCACGCAUGCUGUAGAAAAAGUGGUCUAUCCGCUUGGUGACAUAACCGAUCCCAUCACUGGCAAAAAAGUGGUGGUCGGCAAGUACCGCGAGGAUAUCGAGAUGGCCAACGAGCUGUUCGGUAAGUCGAAGAAGUCCUUCGACUAUGACAAGGCCCCACCACGUGGUCGCCUCGAGGGCACCAAAGACUUUACCCACGGCGAGACGUACAUCAAAUACCAUGAAGAUGGCAAAGAUCAGCCCUUUGCGGUCUGAUAAGUUUGGUAUAUCUACAUAUAUAAGCUUAGUAUUCGUUAAGUUUGCAAUAUAACAAACAGAUGUGUGCUAUCUGUGAUCUAAUAGAUCGUGCCCCAGAAAAGCCGGCCCAAUCAAAGAGCCUGAAUAAAAGAUUUCUCUAAAUAUUUUA
Drosophila pseudoobscura is the source of this 674-nucleotide messenger RNA. It is a transcript of the gene mRpS17, whose product is annotated as mitochondrial ribosomal protein S17. Bases 56 to 523 code for a protein of 155 amino acids. The transcript is spliced from 2 exons. Gene Ontology annotation, biological process: mitochondrial translation. Gene Ontology annotation, molecular function: structural constituent of ribosome. NCBI's taxonomy places the organism in Eukaryota, Metazoa, Arthropoda, Insecta, Diptera, Drosophilidae. The record is from RefSeq and is a predicted model, not a curated record. Gene Ontology annotation, cellular component: ribosome; mitochondrial small ribosomal subunit.